AUGGAAGGCGCGGGCAACAUGUUCCUCCUCGUAGUACUAAUGGCGCUGAUAUGCCACAACUAUGGCGCUCCUAUGAGGAGAUCGAGAGCAGCUGCAAUUCCAGAAGAGGAACCAACCACAGCUCGGGAAAACAAACUACAAGAUGAGUUCAAGGAAAUUCCAACGACAACUGAAGCUUCCAUAACGAGUAGAAGGAACAAAGCCCUGAAUUUGUUUGGCUUUUAUCCUUCUUUUCUAUCAUCUGGUGGUUUGGACUUCACUGAAGAUAAUGAUGAUGACAUCAACUUUACCGUGAACGACGAGAACUUCGAAGAGGAAGAUCUCUCAAGAACGAUUCCAACAAGGCGUCGCCAGCAAAACAAGAAGAAAAACAGCAACGGAGACUAUCAAACCAACGACUUGAAUUCAUUACAAUACGAAAAUUCACCUAUUUUCUACAUUAGGUUACCUCCUACGCCAUACAUGUUUGUCCCUGGUUUGGGCUACGUAUCACAGCCACCUACCCUUGGUCCCCCAAUGUCACCAAUGAUGGCAGGUGUACCGCCUCAAGUAGCGGACCCAUUCAUCAAUCUUCCUAUAGACUUUGUGUCCAAUGGCAAACCUACAGGUGUUUACCAAUGGAGUGGUGCCCCUGCAUACCAGCAAGUACCUCAAAUGCCGCAAGUUGAUCCGUUUGGAUACGGAGGCCAGUCAAUGAUGCCUCCAUCGCGACCUUCUUACAAUAUGCCUUCAUACUCACAAUCUAAGCCGAAGCCAGCACCAUCUAAUUCCAAAAUUACAAAUCUCAAAGGUCAAUAUGUUUUUAAUGGAAAACCAUCAGACAGUGUAUACGUUUUGAGAGAUUCUUACAACUCUAUAUAUUCCGAUGCCCUUCAAAACUUUUACCCUUAA
Arctia plantaginis is the source of this 891-nucleotide messenger RNA. Lineage: Eukaryota; Metazoa; Arthropoda; Insecta; Lepidoptera; Erebidae. The record is from the annotation of a GenBank genome assembly.